This is a messenger RNA of Phaeoacremonium minimum UCRPA7, 1491 nucleotides long. RefSeq names its product putative adenylosuccinate lyase protein. Lineage: Eukaryota; Fungi; Ascomycota; Sordariomycetes; Togniniales; Togniniaceae. Gene Ontology annotation, cellular component: cytosol. The transcript is spliced from 9 exons. Gene Ontology annotation, biological process: 'de novo' AMP biosynthetic process. Bases 1 to 1491 code for a protein of 496 amino acids. The record is from RefSeq and is a predicted model, not a curated record. Gene Ontology annotation, molecular function: (S)-2-(5-amino-1-(5-phospho-D-ribosyl)imidazole-4-carboxamido) succinate lyase (fumarate-forming) activity; N6-(1,2-dicarboxyethyl)AMP AMP-lyase (fumarate-forming) activity.
AUGGCGGCUCAAACAUCCGCUGCGAGUGGCGGCAGCUCGCCGUUCGACAGCUACCAGACAUCCCUCACGACCCGCUACUGCAGUCCCGCCAUGUCCAAGCUCUUCAGCCAGCGCUCACGACACUCAACCUGGCGCAAGCUGUGGCUCGGCCUCGCUGAGAGCGAGAAGGAACUCGGGAUCGACACCAUCACGGACGAGGCCCUCGGGCAGAUGAGGGCUCAUCUCGAGGUCACCGAUGAGGAUUUCGAGGUGGCCCGCGUGGAGGAGAAGCGCCGCAGACAUGAUGUCAUGGCUCACGUUCAUGCUUUCGGUGUUGUUGCCCCUGCAGCCGCCGGCAUCAUGCACUACGGCGCAACAAGCUGCUAUGUGACUGACAAUGCCGAGCUGCUUCUCAUGCGUGAUGCUCUCGACUUGUUGGCCAAGAAGCUGGCCAAGGUCAUCUCCAACUUGUCCUCCUUUGCCCUCAAGUGGAAGGAUGAGCCCACUCUGGCCUACACUCACUUGCAAGCUGCACAGUUGAUCACAGUGGGCAAGCGCGCUGCUCAAUGGGCACAGGACCUCAUGCUUGAUCUCCAGAGCAUCGAGCAUGUCCGCAAUGAGCUCAAGUUCCGUGGCGCCCAGGGAACCACUGGCACCCAGGCCUCUUUCCUGGAGAUCUUCCACGGUGACUCUGCCAAGUGCGACAAGCUGAACGAUCUGCUCUGCGAGAAGUUCGGCUUCCCUGCUUGCUACGAUGUGUCUACCCAAACCUACACCCGCAAGGUCGACCUGAUCAUUGCCAAUGCCGUUGCUGGCCUUGGCUCGUCGGCACAGAAGAUCACGGGAGAUAUUCGCCACCUGGCUCACUGGAAGGAGAUUGAAGAGCCUUUUGAGAGCACACAGAUUGGAUCUUCGGCCAUGGCAUAUAAAAGAAACCCAAUGCGUUCCGAGCGCGUGUACUCUCUUGCUCGGGAGCUCCUAAGCAAACCCACCACAUUCCAAGCGACACAUGCCGAUCAAUGGAUGGAGAGGACACUAGAUGACUCGGCCGUCCGCCGCAUCGACAUCCCAGAGACGAUGCUGCUCGCUGAUGCCAUCCUGAUCGGCCUCGACAACAUCACCGACGGCCUCGUCGUCUACCCCAAGCGCAUCGCAGCGCACGUCCAAUCGGAGCUGCCUUUCAUGAUUACCGAGACCAUCAUCAUGCGCCUGGUUGCGAAGGGCGAGUCGCGACAGGAGGCCCACGAGCAGAUCCGUGUCCUCUCGCACGAGGCCGGCAGCGUCGUGAAAAACGAGGGCAAGCCUAAUGAUCUGGUGGAUCGGAUCAGGAAGAACGAGUUCUUCAAGCCGAUCUUAGGCGAGCUUGAUGGCAUGCUGAAGGCGGAGCUGUAUACUGGCCGUAGCGCCGAGAUUGUGGACAAGUAUUGCGGUCCCGGGGGUCCUGUCGAGAAGGCUUUGGCACCAUAUGCGGAUUACAUCAAGGGCGCCACUACUGCAGAGCUUAAUGUCUAA